AUGGCGGAGGUUCCAGCAGCAGCAGCACCGACAGACGGAGCUCAGAAGACAAACAUGAUCCGAGUGUUCGUCAGCUCCGCUUCCACAGAUAUGAGCAGCGAGAGGAAAGCCCUGUUGGAGAGAGCUUAUCCAGAAGUCCUGUCCUUCUGUCGCUGCCUGGGACUGCACUUUGAGGUGGUGGAUUUGCGUUGGGGUAUUCGAAAUGACACCUUCGGAGACCACGAAGCCUGUGAGAUCUCCCGGGAGGAGAUCCAGCGUAGUCAGAGGAUUUCUGCAGGCCCGUCUUUCAUCUGGGCUCCCAAGGCCCUGCUGGGGAACAGGUAUGGCCACCGAGCUCUUCCUCGUCUCAUCCCAGAAAAACAGUUUGAGGUCCUGUUGUCCAAACUUUCCAAGAACCCAGAAGGCGUCAAGCUGAUGCAGAAGUGGUUCCUGAGGGACAACAACGCCCUCCCGAUUACAUACGUCCUGCAGCCAGUCAUGGCUUACUUCCCCUACUAUAGGGACUUUCGGCCGGAAUGGAAGCAGCAGCACGACAAAGACGUUCUUUCCUGGCGUUUAAUGGAGGGUCGGCUGCUGCAGCUCCUGCGUACUGCAGCGACGGCUGCCGAAGCUGCUGGUGACAUCACAGCCGAACAGAAGCACCACCUCCAAACCUCAGUCACAGAGCAGGAGUUUCAGCUGGGUUUUUUGAGGGAUGACCACAAGCAGUCUCUGCUCUUCCUCCGAGAGAUUCCCCGCCAGAAAGCCAAGAACGCAGCCAAACGUCUCGCCAAGUUUGUGGAUGUAACUGCCGACGGGCUGAUGGAUAGCGAGGCUCAGAGGCUUCUCGCAGGGCUAAAGUCCCAACUGUACUCCACACAGAAGAACAUCCUCAACCUGCACUGUGUGGAGCUUAGCAAGGGAGGUGUAGACCCGAAAUGCAAAGAGCAUGCUCAGUACCUGCACAGCAUCUGCCAGCAGUUUGUCUCGCAGAUGAAGGCCCAGAUCGAAGCUACCAUUGACUCACAGAGGAAGGAGAUGUCAGACUCAGUUUUACAGGAGGCAAGGCAGCAUGGCAUCGUGAGCGCUCGGCUCUGUAAGGGUCUCUACGGAAGAGAUGGGAUUCUGGGAAAGAUCUGCCUCGCCAUGUGGGAGUCUACCAACACCCGGCAUGGCCCGCUGGUGGUCCACGGCACCUCCGGAAUGGGCAAAACCGCUCUGUUGUGCAAAGUAGCACAAGAGAUGCAUAGUGUCCUAGAGGCUCAGGCAUUGGUUGUGAUCAGAUUGAUGGAAUCUAGUCACCCUCACAGACCGGAUAUUGACCACAUAAUCCGCGGCAUCUGUGGGCAGCUGUGCCUCACCUGUGGCCUAGCUCUGCCCUUUCCACUGACUUCUGGGACUCACCUGGAGUUGCUUCAGUUUUUCAGGAACCUUCUUGAGGAGAUUUCACAGCAGGGAAAGAGUCUCAUUGUCAUUCUGGACUCACUGGAGCAGCUUGCAGACCAACACCAGGCUCACAAACUGCACUGGCUGCCUGCUGAUGUCCCACCCAAUGUCCACUUUCUGGUCUCCAUAGACACAGGCAGUGAGGCCUUCACUAACAUGCAGCUGAAGCUGGACAAUCCAGGGAGAUUCUUUAAAGUGGAGCGUUUGUCUCGUGUUGAAGGUGAACGGAUAAUGGAGUCAUACCUGCAGGAGUCUGAGCGAACGUUGACCCAGGAGCAGAAAGAUGCCGUGCUGCAGAGCUUCGAGUCAACUGGAUGUCCUCUUCACCUCAAACUCAUCCUAUCUGUAGCCAAACGCUGGACAUCUUUCACCAUGAGGACUGAGCUGCAGCUGGGAAAUAGUGCACAGGAAGUGAUGUCACAGCUCUUGUUGAGGCUUGAGGAGAAACAUGGGAAGGAAAUCGUGGGCGGGGCCUUGGGGUACAUCACUCUGGCAAGGGGAGGUCUGCUGGAGGCGGAGCUGCGUGAUGUCCUGUCCCUGGACGAUGAUGUGAUCAGUGAGGUGUACAGAUACUCCCUACCCCCAACCCCCUCACUGAUCCGACUGCCCCCCAUCCUCUGGGCUCGGCUCAGGUGGGACCUCAAGGAUCAGCUGGAGGAGCGGUGGUCCAGUGGAGUUGCUGCCAUCACGUUCAACAACCGACAUUUUGCAGAGGCAGUUAAAGCCCGCUAUCUGACAUUGGAGCGACGCCGGCGGAGUCACAGCAUCCUGGCGGAGUAUUUCCUGGGACGCUGGUCGGGGAAGCUGAAGCCGGGGAAUCUUCCGGGUCUGUCGCUGCUGCUUUCUGACAGAAAGGUCCCGGCCCAGCCGCUGUGGUUCGCACCAGGGUUAGCUAACACCAGGAAGCUGCAGGAGCUGCCGCAUCACCUACUGCACGCUGACCUGUGGGAGGAACUACAACAGGAGGUCAUAGGCAAAGCUGAGUGGUUGUACAGUCAAAGCAGAGUUUGUGGCAUUUCCAGUGUGAUCAAUGACCUGGACCAGUGCUCCCAGCUUAUGGAUUGUACUGAAACUGGAUUGAUCCGGGAUGCUCUGGUCCUGAUGAGGCCCAGCCUGGACCCCCUGGACAGUCAUAUAGACCAGUCCCUGUUUUACUCCGAGCUGUUGGCCCGUCUCUCCGCCCUGACCGCCGCCUUCCCCACUCUGAUUGGCCAGCUGUGCAGCCAGUGCGAAGACUGGUUCCUGGCAUGUCCAGAGCCGGUCCUCAUCCCAAAGUGCAGCUUCCUGCAGCAGCCGGGGGGGGCGCUGCAUCAUACACUGACUGCUCUCCACGGAGGUGUGGUCUGCGUUGACAUCAGCGUGGCGGUCCAGCUACUGGUUGCAGGUUCAGAUGACGGCAUGGUGGCGGUCUGGAGCCUUGAGGACAACCACCUUCAACACACCCUGAGACACACAGCUGCAGUUUUGUGUGUCAAGGUGGUUGAAAGCCCCGCCCACUGCCUCUCAUUGGCUGCUGACGGCUCUCUGAGGAGGUGGAGUCUGAUCAACGGCCAACAGCUGCUCUGCAUCCAGAGUGCGGUACCUGUUGACUCCGCCCCCUCGUCGGUGCACCUUCAUGUGUCGGAGCAGCUUCUGUUUGUCUACACCAGAACACAGGUGAAGGUGUGGGGGCCAGACGGAGCAGAGCUCCAGCUCAGCAGCAGCAGGGAGGAGGCCUCGCUGGUUCUGGGGGUUCUGGGGGAAUCCGUUGUGUCUCUGUGCAACUCUGGCCGGGUCAGAAUUUCUCAUGCGGUUAACGGGACUGGAAUGGUGAAGGCUUUGCUGGGGGAUUCCUCCAGGAGUCUGACUCUGGUGAAUUCUGUGAUGUCACCAAAACGAAAGAAACUGUUUGUGGUGUCUGAGGAAGGAUUCCUCUACCAGGUCUCUGAGGCGGGUAAACCAACAGCUGCUGACUUUCCUCUUUGUCCUUCAUUACUUUUGGUGACUGAAGAUGAAAAAAUCCUCUUGGCAGGCUGUGAGCAGACUCUGAGUCUCUUCAACAUCAACAUCGAUUCUGUGGAUAGAUUCCUCGACCUUCAUCAUGACGACAGCGUUCUGUCUGCCUGCGUAUCCUCGGACGGCCGACGACUGGCCUCUGGAGCUGCAGACCAGCUCAUCAGAAUCUGGUCGGUGACCACCGGAGCCCUGCUGGAUACUUUGAGUGGUUCGGACGCUCCUGUCACCUCUGUGUUUUUCUACAAUAGCCUCCUGGUUUCUGCCUCGACAGCUGCAGGCUCCGUCCAUCUGUGGAAUCUGGAAUACGACACGCGGCACAAACCCACCACCCGCAUCCCUGCUGGCUCCGCCCAUGCGGUUGUGACCAAAGAUGGCGAAAAGGUUUUUUACGUCCGCGAUCAGAGCCAGAGAGAGGUCGUUAGCUGGGAAAGUCUCACAGGUUCUGUGUUGGAGCGUUUGCCUGUCUCUGCUGAGGUUUCUUGUCUGGAGUUAGCUCAGCAAAAACGCUUACUCCUCUGUGGUCUGACCAGUGGCACCGUCCUCAUCUACCCGUUAACGCUACCCCAGGAGACCCUGUGCAUCCCCCCCCCGGAGAGCCUGUCCAGGGUGCUCUGCCUGGCUGUGGGCUCUCAGGAGAAGCACCUGGCGGUGGCCUACGAUGACUCAGUGUGUCUGUUUGACAUCACCACCAGAGACAGCUUCCCCACGGUGGACGGCCCCCGGCGGAAGUUCCCCCUGUCACUCCUGCACGCCCCGCUAUCUUCCAUAGCCCUGCUUUCCGACCAGCGGCUGCUGUAUGGGACGGGCUGCGGGGAGGUGAAGCUGUACGACUUUGCCAGCGACAGGAGCUCCGACCUGGAGCCUCAUGGUAGCAGAAUCACCUGUGUGACGGUCAGUAACUGGGGGACACAUGCCCUGGUGGGCUCGGAGAAUGCUGUGCAGAGGCUGUGGGCCUUAAACCCGCUGGCCCUGGAUCACACCAUGGAGUACAAGGGUUUCUGCUUCGAGGGCGUUCUCUCUGCUGCAUUCUCCGAAAGUGACAAGUUUAUUUUCACAGGAUCUCAGGACAGAACCAUUAAAGUCUGGGAUGUAGCAUCAGGAAAGCUGCUGUACGUCCAGUGCGUGUACUCCCCCGUUGUCCGGAUGGUGACUUUAAGGAACGGCUUCGUGGCCUUGUCUCACCAGGGUUCCAUCAUCAGGGAGGUCCUCUGCUGUCCAGACCACAUCAGUUCAGACUACAACCCUCUGAAGAACAUCAAAGCCCAGUACCGGGUCACCUCCAGGCCCAAGGACCCGGACAGCCAGCAGAGAUCUGUGUCCGACCUCCGGGAUUUUAACCCAGCCCAGUUUGACCUAAAGCUGAUGAGCAUGCUCAAAGACAAAAGCUCCCCCACUUGUGUCAUGCUGUAG
Molecule: messenger RNA, 4830 nt
Organism: Cololabis saira (Pacific saury)
Lineage: Eukaryota; Metazoa; Chordata; Actinopteri; Beloniformes; Belonidae
Gene: nwd1
Product: NACHT and WD repeat domain containing 1
Exons: 19
Coding region: 1-4830 (1609 amino acids)
Molecular function (GO): protein binding
Source: RefSeq, a predicted model, not a curated record